GUCCAUGAUACGAGGAAGUUUUGCAAGAAAUCAUUGCAAGGAAGUGCAGUCAGUUCCCCUGUACUUCAUGCAAAACCCGGAAGUUCGCGAAGUUUAUUUCACCAAUGAUGUGCACAAACUUUUUCAGCGCUCAGCAGUGUAUAGCAGUGCGCUAGCAGACAAGUUAUGCCUCCGGAUUUUAAAUGGAAAUACACUCAAAAUGUUGCUCUCUCGGUAAUGUGUUGUGUGAUCAACAAUAAUUCUUCAUAUCGGUAAGGAGAGAUAAACAGUGACUAUCAUUUCUUCAGGUGUUUUCUUCAGUUCAUGUCUAUUCUGCCUGUUGAAGUUUAUAGUUGCCAGUACCAGUGGAUCGAGCUGGAGGAGCGCAGUGCGGUGUCGUGCCUGUUGAAUGGUGUACGGAAUCAACUCUUGCCUUCAGAUGAGUGCUACAGUAUCAUGAAACAUGUCUGAAAAUUCUGUGAAGGAUAUUCUCGCAAAGUUCAGCCAAGGAAAUGGUCCACAAUUUGGUGGGCCGCCCCUGGCCCAGAAGCCCUCGGUCCAGAGCAAACCGCCCAAGGUCAUCAAACCUAAUAACUUGCCCGUCAGUAGUCAGUCGUCAAAUGGAGUUAAGUCAUCCCCUAAUGGUGUAAAGUCACCCGUGUCAAGGGUUGGGUUCCCACCAGGAGGAGGUGUGAACAUUGAGGACAUCACUAAGGUGAAGCUAAAGAAGCCACCCUUGCCCAAACCUCCUCCAGAAGCCAGACAGACCGAGAACCAAGUCCCAAGUUUUAAAUUGCAACCCAAACCCAAGCCCAAGCCAGCGGCACCUCCAAGGCAAGAACCGUCCUCACCGUUCGGCGCCGCCAAUCUUCAACCCAAGUCUCUACCUUCCGAGAGCAGUAGCCCUUUUCGGAACGAGUCCUCCCUUCAUGCCAACUCCAAACCUGCAGCUCUUGCUAAGAAACCAAAGCCUCCGGCACCGGCCAGGAAAGACAGUUUAACAAAUAUAUGUAGUGUACCCCGUAAACCGAGCCCACCAUCAGUUUCCCCUGAAGAGGAAGACAAAGAGAAUACAUGUAAUUGGAAGAAUGGGAUCGGGGCGGAUGAACCUGCUCCACCAAUUUCAGACUCAGAAAAUUCCUCAGCAUCUUCGAUAACGGAGACUCCUUUGAGGAGAACGUCAUUCCUUCACACUGUCAGCAAGAACUUGAAACAGGGAAACCGAAAGCCAGUUCUUGAACCCCUCCCACCCCUCUCAGUCAUCGGGAAUGCCCCUCGGAAGCCAGCCAAACCACCCAAUGUGUCUUUAGCAAAAUAUUUAUCUUCUUCGUCAGACUCCCCUCCCCCUCCCGUCAGACCACCGAAGCCUGGAUCUACCCCGUCCACCCCUCCCUCUCUACCUGCCAGGCCCGGAGGUGGGCUAUCGAAGACCAGGCCCCCACCCCCACAGCCAGUACCAGAGGAACAGAUACCAGAAGAUGCUGGGGAUAUCUAUGACGAUGUUGAGGGUGAACCCUCUUCUGGUGUUCCACGCAACAAUAGGCCGUUCUCUCUCAUUGAGACCAUGGAUUCUGAUGAAGAAGAAAACAUACCCGCAGAUGCUGAUGACAUAUACGAUGAUGCUGAAUCAGGAACAGCUCCGCUAACAAUACCACCACCACCAUCACAUCCUGCCCCUAUAUUGACUGUGACAGGGGCGGGGUCUAAUAGUGCACCACCCCUCCCCUCCAUCCACAGCAUUCCUGCCCUCCAUGGCAGUGGCGGAUCCAAUGUCUCAUUCCCUCCAAGGUCAGCGGAGCAUAGUGGCUCCGGGUUAGAGGAGCCAGAUAUCUACGAUGACGUAGAGGCGGAUGGAGAGCAGGAUGAAUUAUAUGAAGCAUUGGAUGUAGAUGAAGAAAGGAGAGAAGAGGCAGAUCUUGCCCAACAGAAGGAAGAACAAAGAAAACAAGAAGAGAAGAGGAGAAAGGAGGAGGAAAGACUGAGAAAAGAACAAGAGAAACAACAGAAGAAGGAGGAAGAGAAGAGG
Lytechinus variegatus (green sea urchin) is the source of this 2005-nucleotide messenger RNA. Its product is annotated as pollen-specific leucine-rich repeat extensin-like protein 1. The transcript is spliced from 8 exons. The annotation marks the transcript as partial. The record is from RefSeq and is a predicted model, not a curated record. NCBI's taxonomy places the organism in Eukaryota, Metazoa, Echinodermata, Echinoidea, Temnopleuroida, Toxopneustidae.